Molecule: messenger RNA, 3005 nt
Organism: Neolamprologus brichardi
Lineage: Eukaryota; Metazoa; Chordata; Actinopteri; Cichliformes; Cichlidae
Source: RefSeq, a predicted model, not a curated record
UGAUGUGUUCUGGUUGCUAAAGACACGGGCUGCUGCUGCUGCUGAUGCUGCUGCUGGGGCGGAGGGUCCAGGCCAUGCUCGCCUUGCAUCAGAUGAUCAUGCCUUUCUGCAGAGACCCACGUUUUGGAGUCACUGGGAGCAGACACGCUCUGAUUCCAGUGAUCGAGGGCAGAGAUGAGCCCUGCUGUUGAUAAGACUGAAGAGCAAAGGCCCAGCUGGACCUUGACGGGUCCAAAAGAAGAAGUGAUGGCAAAAAGAGAUUACUUGGUGGAGGCGGCCAAGCAGAUCCGCAUGGCACUGGACAGUGAGGUGAAUGAGGACUAUGAGGCAGCUUUCAGUUACUACAAGAACGGCGUGGACCUGCUGCUAAAUGGGGUUCAAUUGGAUCCGAACAAGGAUCGUCGGGAGGCUGUGAAGAGGAAAACAACCCAGUAUUUGAAGAGAGCAGAAGAAAUCUUUAUAACACAUCUACAGGAUAACCUGGGAAAAGGGAGCUCUCAUUUAGGGGGCUACAGCAGUCUGAGGUUCCGUCCAAUCAGACACCUGAGUUCACCGGUGGAGGAUCUGGAGAUGUGUAAGGUUGUGGGUGUGGCUGACAAGGUCCUAAUUGUGCAAAGUAUGGUCAACAAGGAGACAUUUGUGGUAAAGAGCCUGGUUAAGUCUAGCUGGGAGAGCAGGGACCAGCCAACAAUCAUUCCUCAAGGGGUGCCAUACAUGGUAAAGCUGCUAAGAUAUUACGUCAGUGAGGAUGCUGUGUAUCUGCAUUUGGAGCAUGUCAAAGGUGGGAGGCUUUUCUCCAAGCUGCAUAAACUGAGGAACGAGAAGGCCAAGGAACACCCAGAAUGCUUCACUUCUCGCCAUCAUAACACCAAGCUGAAGACCAGCCGGACCUCACCUGCAAUCAGCGCAGACUACCAGCAGAGCAGAAGUGCAGCGGUGAUUCCUGAGAAACUAAACGACGAAAGCCCAGACGCAGACUUCCCUACCUCGUGGGAUGAGACGCAGCAGCGACUGGAGAGCUGCGGGACUCACUCCUACAUCGAGGAGACGGGUUGUCUGCAGAACACACGCUCGGCGGCAUCUUUUUACACCAAGCUUGAUCGGCUCACUCUGCUGUCCGGCCCGACGAGGACACAGGUCAAAACUCACAUCCAUCCACCAGCUCCUAGUUUGUGUUUGCACUCCAGCGAAACUCAGGAAAAGCCAGCUCUUCCUCUCUCCUGCGCUCGUGUCAGUCAAGCUCUCGACGUCAUGUCGGAGCUCCAUAAAAAGAAACCUGGAAUGGGGCUGAUAGAGUGCAGCUCCGAAUUCGAAGUGGCUUGGAAAGCUGCGGAUCCAGUGCACAACUGUGAGAAAACAAACCCCUAUGCACUGACUGACGCUGAUUCAUCCCUAGAACGAACUGCACCUCAUACGAAUCUGGACUCGUUUAUUAAAGCAGGGUCACAAAACGGUGAAAAUGUUUUGAGUUCUAGUCCUGCCAUCUUGCAUCUUCCUCUUCAUUGCCAAACCCAGAUCCAUGGCAGGGCUUCAUGGGAUAUGAAUGGCUCUCCCCAGGGAUCUGUUUUAGGUGUAAACUCAGCAGAAUUAAACACAAAGCAGGAACGCAGCAGUCCCACUGUGGAAGAAAGAAAUGGAAUGGUAGUUAUCAGAAGUACAGACAGAGUAGUAUUUUCUGACCACACAGAUACACAGAUCACCUCGGACAGUUCUUGGCCUUCCUCAGCUUCACUCUGCCUCAGUGUUACAGAAAAAAAGCACAUGUUUUCCAGGGUUCCCUUGGCUUUUUCAGGGCUCAGUAACAAAGGGGAAGCCUGCUCAAGUGAGGCAAAAGAAGGAGUAGAGGAAGCCCGUGAGCUGCUAAGCCCUGGAGAGAAGCGUGCACCUACAACAAAGGGAUCAUCUGUAGGCUGGUUCUCAUCUAGCCCUCAUGAUGCCCCGCCCAACAGGAAGCGAGAGGAUGUGGAUGGUUUUAUAAAACCAGAAAGACCAGAUGGUGAAAGAGAAGACCAGAUCAUAGAGGUGGAUGGCUGGUGCCAUCUGCCUCGGUUCCCUAUCAAGUCACCCGGGGCUGCAGAUAAGGCCAUGCAGACCUGUUGGGGGCUUCCUGAGAAUGAAGUGCGCAUCUGGGGGGCACAGAUCUUGUUGGCCUUGGAGAGUUUGCAUCAGCAAGGCGUCCUGUGUCGGGAUCUUAACCCUAGAAAUGUUCUACUCACUAGCAACGGUAAGGCUAUCAAAUCUAGCAACUGUCAAAGACCACCCAAUUUGUGCCAUGAUGAUCCAUUUGGCAAAAUAAAUCCAUUGGUGAUAACUGAACUCAGCUCAGCUCGAUGUUUGUUGACAGAAAUUGGCGGAGUGUCCCGGAUCACAGAGUCUUGCGAUUGGUGGAGUCUUGGGGCUUUGCUGUUCGAACUUCUUACAGGAAUGCCUUUGUGGCAGCUCCACCCAGCAGGAAUCCACUCCCACACUCAGCUGCUCAUCCCCGACCACCUGAGCACCGCGGCCGCUUCUCUGCUUACCGAGUUGCUCCAGUUCGAUGCUGGUUAUCGCCUUGGCUCUGGAGGUGGGGGUGUAAGUGACAUCAAAUGUCAUCCCUUCUUCAAUGGAGUUUCCUGGAAGGCUCUGAGCUGCUAGCAGGAGAUGAUCCCUGUGUGUUACACUGGACUUGAAACACUGGGCUCAAUCCGAGCAUCCUAAAGUGGCCCUAACAGUUGUAGCACCACAUACUGGUUUCAUUUGAAUUUUGUGCUUCCCAAAGAAAUAUGACAAAAUAAAAACUGAAACAAAAAUGGUGAACUGUCACAUGGACAGUGAAACAACAUGGAUUAUUUUAAACCCUUGAGAUGUAACUUAAUAUAUAUUUGAUGUAAUUUUGAUAGUUUUACAAGUUCAGCGUACACCGUGCAUGAAAACCGAUGCCAACUAAACCUAACAUGUGACAAUUGAAAAAAUUACUAAUUUUGGAUUACUUGAUGUAGAAAAACAAUAAUGAAGAAUGAAUAAAU